GGGGCUGAAAUUUUCUCCAUCUCAUAAGGUUGCUUUUUUAUUGGUGACCUUUUUUUUUCCUCUCAAUUCAUGGAUACAACUAAUCAAUGGACUCAGGAGAUUGGAGGGUUGAAAAGUAUGGGUGAGAUAGCUUCCAGUCCAUGCUCCAGGCCAGUGGUGCAGGAAAGAAAGGUUAGGCCACAAAAGGAUCAAGCCCUGAAUUGUCCACGGUGUCAUUCAACUAAUACCAAGUUCUGCUAUUACAACAACUAUAGCCUUACUCAACCAAGAUACUUCUGUAAGACCUGCAGAAGGUAUUGGACUGAAGGUGGAACUCUGAGGAAUGUUCCAGUUGGAGGAGGCUCAAGGAAAAACAAAAGAUCUACUACUACUAAUACUUCAUCCCACAAACAUCCUGAUCUGAACCCUCCGACCAUCACUCACUUCGCUUCUCAAAACCCUAAGAUCCAUCCUCAAGGCCAAGACCUUAACCUAGGUUUCCCAGCUUCACAAGAUUAUCAUGGUCAUGCUUCUAAAAUAUUUGAACUACCCAAAGUUGAUGUCAGCGGCUGCAAUCAGCUAAAGUCUUCAUCUUCUGCAUCCUCAGCUCCAUUCGCCGCCCUAGAGUUUCUAAGGACAGGAAUUGUUUCGAGGGGGAUGAAUUCCUUCAUCACAAGUACGAUCCCAGCUGUGGACCUAAAUGCUCUCUAUAACGCUCAAGGGUUUCAAUUCCAAGAUUUGAAGCCAGCAGCUGGCGUCAGUUUUUCUGUUGAUCAUCAUGGGCUUGGAAAUAGGUUUGUUAAUGCUCCUAGCGGGAUCCAAGAAAAUGGUGGGCGACUAAUGUUUCCUUUUGGAGCAGUCAAACAAGGUACAAGCACAAGUGCAGUCGAUCAGAAUAAGGGACAAUCAGAUUCAAGUGGAUAUUGGAAUGGAAUGUUGGGUGGGGGAUCAUGGAUGUAAAGGUAGUGAUCCAAGGACAAAUCAGAUGCGGAGUCUCUUCCUUCUUCCAUCUGGGGCUACUAAUACUUUCUCUUUAGUAACAAGAUUUUUUUUUUUUUGAUCCUCCCUUUUUUUUUUCCUUUCUUUUUGGUACUUUCCCUUUUCUUUUGGUUUAGUUACGAAUUUGGAGUUGUUCAGAACUAACAUAUUCACCUAUGCAAUUUCUUCUUCUCAUUUCAAUGUAAUGUA
Molecule: messenger RNA, 1167 nt
Organism: Coffea eugenioides
Lineage: Eukaryota; Viridiplantae; Streptophyta; Magnoliopsida; Gentianales; Rubiaceae
Product: dof zinc finger protein DOF2.5
Exons: 2
Coding region: 70-939 (289 amino acids)
Biological process (GO): regulation of DNA-templated transcription
Molecular function (GO): DNA-binding transcription factor activity; DNA binding
Source: RefSeq, a predicted model, not a curated record